Messenger RNA from Zygotorulaspora mrakii, 2949 nucleotides. RefSeq names its product proteasome regulatory particle base subunit RPN1 (gene RPN1). NCBI's taxonomy places the organism in Eukaryota, Fungi, Ascomycota, Saccharomycetes, Saccharomycetales, Saccharomycetaceae. Gene Ontology annotation, biological process: regulation of protein catabolic process; proteasome-mediated ubiquitin-dependent protein catabolic process. Gene Ontology annotation, cellular component: proteasome complex; nucleus; proteasome storage granule. Gene Ontology annotation, molecular function: enzyme regulator activity. The record is from RefSeq and is a predicted model, not a curated record. The transcript has a single exon. Bases 1 to 2949 code for a protein of 982 amino acids.
AUGUCUGAUAACGUGGAAAAGCAAACCGAGGAGGUCCACGAUGAGAAAGUAGUUGCUGCUAAGGAGCAAUCUGCCAAAAAGAAGGGCAAUUCCGUCGAAGAAGAACAGUUAUCCGAAGAAGAUCAGAAGUUAAAGACUGAUCUCGAACUUCUUGUAGAUAGACUAAAAGAAAACGAUUCAGAACUAUAUGAACUAUCCUUGAAUCAACUGAAGGAAUUCAUAAAGAAAUCGACGAGUUCCAUGACGGCGGUUCCAAAGCCGCUCAAAUUCCUACGUCCAUCAUAUCCUAGCCUUUGUGGGAUCUAUGACAGCUGGACUGAUGACUCUUUGAAAGCAUCUCUGGCUGAGAUACUAUCCGUUUUGGCAAUGACCUACUCUGACAACAACAAACACGACUCACUGAGGUUCGCUCUGCUUUCCGGUGCCAAAAAUAUUGAAAGCUGGGGUCACGAAUAUAUUCGCCACUUGGCGCUAGAGAUUGGCGAAACUUAUAAUGACCAGAUUGAAAAAGAAGGUUCAGGAAGUAACAGUGAAGAAGAUUUUUCCGAACGGACGGGUAGUAAAGAAGAUUUUGAAUUCUCAAAAGGCAGUAUUUUACGGCUAUGUUUAGACAUAGUUCCAUAUUUUUUGAAGCACAACGGCGAGACAGAAGCGGUAGAUUUACUGCUUGAGAUCGAGGCGAUAGACAAACUACCUCAAUACGUUGAUGAAAACACUUUUGAGAGAGUUUGCCAAUACAUGGUUGCAUGUGUACCCUUAUUACCUCCUCCCGAAGACGUCUCUUUUUUACAAACAGCAUAUUCCAUAUAUUUAUCCGAAUCUCAAUUGACGGAGGCAUUAUCUUUGGCAAUCAGGUUGGAUGAUGAGUCUUUGGUGAGAUCCGUUUUUGAUGCAACUAGUGAUCCUAUAGUACAAAAACAGCUGGCCUACAACUUGUCAUUUCAAAAAUCUUCGUUUGAGUACGAAUCAGUCCAAGAUAUUAUUGGUAAUACGAAGUUAUCAGAGCAUUUCUUAUACUUGGCCAAAGAGUUAAAUCUAACUGUCCCUAAAGUCCCAGAGGAUGUUUAUAAAAGUCACCUGGAUAGUUCAAAAUCCGUUUUCUCAGGAACGGGCUUAGAUUCUGCUCAGCAGAAUUUAGCAGCAGCUUUUGUAAACGGAUUUUUAAAUUUGGGUUAUUGUAAUGAUAAAAUGGUUGUUGACAAUGAUAACUGGAUUUAUAAGACAAAAGGUGAUGGUAUGACAUCUUCAGUGGCAAGUAUCGGUUCAAUUUAUCAGUGGAACCUAGACGGUUUACAGCAAUUGGAUAAAUAUUUAUAUGUGGAGGAACCUGAAGUCAAAGCAGGUGCUUUAUUGGGUAUUGGUAUCUCCACAUGUGGUGUCCAUGAUGGUGACGUUGAACCGGCUUUACUACUGUUACAAGACUAUGUUACAAAUCCUAAUACAAAGAUAAGCUCCGCAGCCAUAUUAGGGCUUGGAAUCGCUUUUGCUGGUAGCAAAAAUGAUGAAGUGCUUGGUCUUUUACUACCAAUCGCAGCUGAUACUUCACUCCCUAUUGAAACUUCUGCUAUAACCUCUUUGGUUCUUGCUCAAACAUUUGUUGGAACUUGUAAUGGGGAUAUAACGGCUGUCAUCAUGGAUAACUUCUUAGAGCGCUCAGGUGCCGAUUUAAAAACAGAAUGGGUUAGAUUUUUAACCCUUGCAUUAGGUGUGCUUUACAUGGGACAAGGUGAGCAAGUCGAUGAUGUCUUGGAAACAAUUAGUGCCAUCGAACAUCCUAUAACAUCUGCUAUCGAGGUACUAGUAAGCGCUUGUGCUUAUGCAGGUACCGGCGAUGUUCUAUUAAUUCAAGAUUUAUUACAUCGCUUAACACCAAAAGCUACAAAGAAGGAGGGCGAGGAUGAUGAAAAUGAAGAAGAAGAACAGGAAGCACAAGCCAAUGCGAUCAGUGAAUUCCUAGCGGGUCAUGAAAAUGCCACGGAGGAGGAUCCUGUAGCAAGCACUAGUGAUAGCAGAAACAUUGAUGGAGAGAAUGAUUCAGCUGGCAAUGUCGAAUCAGAAACAAUCACCGAAGAGAAAAAAGAAGAAGAACUAGUAAAUGAGAAUGGUAUCGACGGGGAAGGUGAAGAUGUAAAGGACGAUAAUGAAGACGACUCCUCCGUAGUGGUAGAUGAGCUAUCGUAUGCUGUUUUGGGUAUUGCAAUGAUUGCCCUUGGUGAGAAUAUAGGGAAAGAAAUGUCUCUACGUCAUUUUGGCCAUUUAAUGCAUUAUGGUAAUGAACAUAUUCGUAGUAUGGUACCAUUGGCUAUGGGUCUUGUUUCAAUCGCUGAUCCACAAAUGAAAGUAUUUGAUACUUUAUCGCGCUUUUCACAUGAUGCCGAUCUCAAUGUUUCUAUGAAUUCCAUCUUUGCUAUGGGUAUGUGUGGUGCUGGUACCAAUAAUGCAAGGUUGGCCCAACUUUUAAGACAGUUGGCAAGCUAUUAUUCUCGCGAACAGGAUGCUCUAUUUGUUACCAGAUUUGCUCAAGGUUUGGUUCAUUUGGGUAAAGGUACAAUGACAAUUGACGUUUUUAAUGAUGCAGAUGUUUUGAAUAAAGUCAGUUUGGCCUCAAUACUGACAGUCUUAGUUGGUUUAGUAUCUCCUAGUUUCAUGUUGAAGAAUCAUCAACUCUUCUAUAUGUUGAAUAGUGCCGUGAGACCCAAAUUCAUAUUGACACUAAAUGAAGAGGGUGAGCCAAUAAAGGUUAAUGUACGCGUAGGCCAGGCAGUCGAUACUGUAGGUCAAGCCGGUAAACCAAAGACUAUUACAGGUUGGAUAACUCAGUCAACUCCAGUCCUACUGAACCAUGGUGAAAGAGCAGAAUUAGAAACGGAUGAAUAUCUCAGCUAUGCGAGUCACAUUGAGGGUGUUGUUAUCUUAAAGAAAAACCCUAAUUACGAAAAAGAAGAAUAG